This is a messenger RNA of Elgaria multicarinata webbii, 1819 nucleotides long. RefSeq names its product mortality factor 4 like 1 (gene MORF4L1). NCBI's taxonomy places the organism in Eukaryota, Metazoa, Chordata, Lepidosauria, Squamata, Anguidae. The record is from RefSeq and is a predicted model, not a curated record. Gene Ontology annotation, cellular component: NuA4 histone acetyltransferase complex; nucleus. Gene Ontology annotation, biological process: chromatin organization; regulation of DNA-templated transcription. The coding region runs from base 67 to 1101 and encodes 344 amino acids. The transcript has 13 exons.
GGUGCCAUAAUGCGGCGACGCAGCUGAGCGGCCCCCGCGGGGAGGGGGAGGCAGAGUCGCUUAUAAAUGGCGCCCAAGCAAGACCCCAAGCCCAAAUUCCAAGAGGGUGAACGGGUGCUGUGUUUCCAUGGACCUCUUCUUUAUGAAGCAAAGUGUGUAAAGGUUGCCAUAAAGGACAAACAAGUGAAAUACUUCAUACAUUACAGUGGUUGGAAUAAAAACUGGGAUGAAUGGGUUCCAGAAAGCAGGGUCCUCAAAUACGUCGACACCAAUCUGCAGAAACAGAAAGAACUUCAAAAGGCCAAUCAGGAACAGUAUGCAGAAGGAAAGAUGAGAGGCGCUGCUCCAGGCAAGAAGACGUCCGGUCUCCAGCAGAAAAAUGUUGAAGUAUUUUUCAGACGAGAUGGAGCGCAUACAGUUUGCAGUUUGGAGACCCCUACAAUAUCGACGCGGAAGACCAAAAAGAACAAACAGAAAACUCCUGGAAUUGGAGAAGGCAGCAGCACCAAUGAAAACCCUCAGCCUCCCAGGAAGAAAAGGGCUCGAGUAGACCCUACUGUUGAAAGUGAAGAAACAUUUAUGAACAGGGUUGAAGUAAAGGUAAAAAUACCAGAAGAGCUGAAACCCUGGCUUGUGGAUGACUGGGACUUGAUCACCCGGCAAAAGCAGCUUUUCUAUCUUCCUGCCAAGAAGAAUGUUGACUCCAUUUUGGAGGACUACGCAAGCUACAAGAAAUCACGAGGAAACACUGAUAACAAGGAAUAUGCUGUUAACGAAGUUGUGGCAGGCAUCAAAGAGUACUUCAAUGUAAUGCUGGGCACUCAGCUGCUGUAUAAAUUCGAGAGGCCGCAGUACGCAGAAAUCCUAGCGGAUCAUCCUGAUGCGCCAAUGUCUCAGGUGUACGGCGCUCCCCACCUCCUACGGUUAUUCGUCCGGAUUGGAGCAAUGCUUGCUUACACGCCUCUUGAUGAGAAGAGUUUGGCCUUGCUGUUGAACUACUUGCACGACUUCCUAAAGUAUCUAGCAAAGAACUCUUCUGCGUUGUUCAGUGCAAGCGAUUAUGAGGUUGCACCUCCAGAAUAUCACCGGAAAGCUGUGUAAGCUUCUCGCUAACAGUGGGGUGUGUGGGGUGGUAUGUGAGUGUGUACAUUACUGGAAGGCAGCCUUGGGUCUCUGCAGCUGUCCCGCCCAGUUCCACGUUUGUCCACGAUCCUUUUCUCGCACAUGUUCCUCUCUGCACAGCUGACGUGAGUGUUGAGUGAAUAGUGUUUGUGUCUUCAGAUGGAACUGACACCACCCAAGUCCCAAGGGUUUUUCUUCAGUUCUGAAACAGAUCUCUCAAAGAGGAGAGUCUUCUGAAGUGCUUCGUUGAAUCCAUUGGUGUUGGAAUGUUGCUGGAAAUGUAACCGACACUUCAUAGCCUGAGCUCCUGCAUGCUUCUAGGUCCGUUUCUCUUGAAUCCAAGUGAUACCUGGCUGAAGGGGGCCGGGUCAAGUGUCGUCAUGCCUCUCCUCCAAAACAAACUCUUGCUGCCAACAGAGGGAGGGAGGACCAAACACAGAUGUUCACUUGCAACUUUGGGUUGGUGGGGGAGCGUCCAUAUGAUUUCUUGGUGUUGGGAGGGUAAAGUGUGUCCGUGUGUCUCAGUCCGUGUUCUUUGCCUGCAUAGUUGAAGAAUUGUGGAGUUGUUCUGUUGGUUUGAUGGCACCUUCUAACAUAGGACAAAUUGACCAUUGUUUCUCACAGGUUUUCUGAAACUUCGUUCUUUGGAGGGGAUGUUUACAGGUCCCCAAAUAAACUUUUCUAUUUCAGCUGUUAA